GGUCAUGAUACCACGCUCGAGCAUGCUAACAACAGUGCCCGUCUAGGUAGUGAACCCAGAAGCCCACUUGCUCAAUUUGGGUUCUUCAAAAAUAUCUCGGAGAAGAAGGUGACGACGAGAGAUGGUCAGCCAGCGAAAAGAAGAGGGCCCAAGCCAGACAGUAAACCAGCCUUGACUCGGCGACAGGAGCUCAAUCGUCAAGCACAAAGGCAAGUGAAUGCAUGUACUGACUCCAAUUCAAGGACGCACCGAGAACGAAAAGAGAUGUACAUCAAGGCCUUGGAGCAAGAGGUAUUGCGUUUGAAAGAGACGUUCUCAAACACAUCACGAGAACGAGAUGCUUUUGCCGAAGAGAAUCGGCGACUGAAGGAACUUCUCAUGGCUCACGGUAUCACCUUCGACUUCGCAAGCCCCAUGAUGCAAGGUGUUCCUUCUUCUGCGUACGAUAGCUCCACUGGCAGUGUAUCAGGCUACGGCCCAGGAUCAACGUCGACCGGCUACACGUCGCCUCCGAGUCUACAGCAUCACGGAUCCUCCAACUCGAACGAAGGCAUGAGCCAGUCACAUCUGGGUCUUCAGCAACAGGGGAUGGACUUGGAUCAAAUCGGGAUAGACUUUGUUUUAACCCUAGAGCGUCCCUGCAUGGAUCACAUGCAAUUCCUGAUGGUACGCGCCCACGAUGCCGAAGAGACGAUUAGUGGACAUGCGCUCAUGGCCACGGCGCCGCCUGACUCGCACAUUGCGACCUGCCCGCAGGACAAGUAUCCGCACCAGAUGCCGGAUAUUGCGAUGCCAGAUCUGAUGAAGUUGCUGGAUCUCAGCGCUCGUCUUCCUCUCGACGGGGAAAUUACACCGAUCAUGGCGUGGGCCAUGAUGUUGCAGGAUGAGAGGUUCGGGGAGCUUUCCAAGGAGGAAAUCUUGCUCAUCAAGGAGGAACUGCUCGCCAAAGUGCGGUGCUACGGCUUUGGCGCUGUUCUUGAAGAGUUCGAGGUGCGCGACGCGUUUGCUACGGUCCUCGUCGCGAAGAACUGA
This is a messenger RNA of Dothidotthia symphoricarpi CBS 119687, 1032 nucleotides long. RefSeq lists its product as uncharacterized. The transcript is spliced from 5 exons. Gene Ontology annotation, cellular component: RNA polymerase II transcription regulator complex. Gene Ontology annotation, molecular function: DNA-binding transcription activator activity, RNA polymerase II-specific; transcription cis-regulatory region binding. The record is from RefSeq and is a predicted model, not a curated record. The annotation marks the transcript as partial. NCBI's taxonomy places the organism in Eukaryota, Fungi, Ascomycota, Dothideomycetes, Pleosporales, Dothidotthiaceae.